Fusarium mangiferae is the source of this 699-nucleotide messenger RNA. RefSeq lists its product as uncharacterized. Gene Ontology annotation, molecular function: amino-acid racemase activity. The transcript has a single exon. The coding region runs from base 1 to 699 and encodes 232 amino acids. The record is from RefSeq and is a predicted model, not a curated record. Lineage: Eukaryota; Fungi; Ascomycota; Sordariomycetes; Hypocreales; Nectriaceae.
AUGCGCGUACUAGGUCUUCUCGGUGGCACGACCUACAACGCAACCCUCCUCUACUACAAACAAAUAAACGCGUAUGUCCAAAACCGUCUCGGCGGCGGCCACUCCUCCAAACUCCUCCUUCACUCCUUCGACCACGCCGAGCUCUUCAGUUUCUUCCAAGCAGGUAACUACAACGAAGUAUCCCGCCAAAUCUGCACCGCAGCGAAGAAUCUCAAGUCUAUCGGCGCAGAAGCCAUCGUUCUCUGCGUAAACACGAAUCAUCGCUGGGCAGAAGAUGUUGAAAACGCAACGGGCCUUCCACUGUUGCAUAUCAUUGAUUUUACGGGAGAUGCGAUUGUUAAAAAAGGGUUGAAGAAAGUUGCGUUGUUGGGGACAAAGAUCAGCAUGGAGGAGGACUUUUUGAAGGGGAGGCUGGGGAGGAGGUUUGGGGUUGAAGUCCUUGUUCCGAAGGGGGAGGAGACGAGGCAGAGGAUGGAUCGUGUGAUUUUCGAAGAGCUUUCGUGUAACAAGAUAUUGCCUCAGUCAAGGGACUUUUACAUGGAUCAGAUUAAGGACUUGUAUGGGAGGGGUGCUGAAGGGGUUAUUUUGGGCUGUACAGAGUUGCAGAUGAUACUGAAGCCUGGGGAUGUCGAUGUGCCGAUGUUUGAUACCGUCGAGUUACAUGCGAAAGGCGCUGCGAAAUGGCAGCUAGAGGAGUGA